UCCUCUCUAAGCUGCCCCUAGGGAUCUAUCCAGGAGCAAUCUUCUCUGUGGAAGACCAGCCGCAGCCUAGACAGAGUCCUCCGCCCCACCCCACCCACAGCAGAGCACAGACCCUUUUCAUUUGCGAAGGUGUUUGCUAAUCACACUGGGAGACAGGUGAAACACCUUACCCGAGACUGGAGAACCACAGCUUACGCCUUGAAGUAUUCAGUGACCCUGGAGUUGAAUGAGGACCACCGGAAGGUGAGGAGGACCACCCCAGUCCCACUCUUCCCCAAUGAGAAUCUCCCCAGCAAGAUGCUCCUGGUCUAUGACCUACACCUGUCCCCCAAGCUGUGGGCACCAAGCACCCCACAGAAGAAUGGCAGGGUACAGGAGAAAGUGAUGGAACACUUGCUCAAGCUCUUUGGGACUUUUGGAGUCAUCUCGUCGGUGCGGAUCCUCAAACCAGGGAGAGAGCUGCCCCCGGAUAUCCGGAGGAUCAGCAGCCGGUACAGCCAGGUGGGGACCCAAGAAUGUGCCAUUGUUGAGUUCGAGGAGGUGGAAGCGGCCAUCAAAGCCCACGAAUUCAUGAUCACCGAAUCUCAGAGCAAAGAGAACAUGAAAGCUAUCCUGAUCGGUAUGAAGCCACCCAAAAAGAAACCUUCUAAAGAUAAGAGCCACGACGAGGAGCCAACUGUGAGCAUCCAUCUGAACAAGUCCCUCAACAAGCGAGUGGAGGAGCUUCAAUACAUGGGGGACGAGUCCUCUGCCAACAGCUCCUCCGACCCCGAGAGCAAUCCCACCUCCCCCAUGGCUGGCCGACGCCACGUGGUCGCCAACAAGCUCAGCCCUUCUGGCCACCAAAAUCUCUUUCUGAGCCCAAAUGCUUCUCCAUGCUCAAGUCCUUGGAGCAGCCCCCUGGCCCAGCGCAAAGGCGUUUCCAGAAAAUCACCACUGGCCGAAGACGGUAGACUGAACUGCAGCACGAGUCCUGAGAUCUUCCGCAAGUGCACGGACUACUCCUCGGAUAGCAGCGCCACUCCUUCAGGCAGCCCGUGGGUGCGGAGGCGCCGCCAAGCUGAGAUGGGGACACAGGAGAAGAGCCCGGGGGCAAGUCCCCUGCUGUCUCGGAAGAUGCAGACUGCAGAUGGGCUACCCGUGGGGGUGCUGAGGCUGCCCAGAGGCCCUGACAACACCAGAGGGUUUCAUGGGGGACACGAGAGGGGCCGGGCCUGUGUAUAAAUUUCUCUUGGUACCGGCUCCAUCGAAAACCACCUUUGUGAUCAAGGUUCUCACCGACACCCGGCAUGACAUAGAAAUGGAAUUCAGUCCCCUCUGAAACAUUUUGUAUACAUGUAAACCUCUUAAUUUAUAUACUUUGUAAGGUAUGGAAAUUGUCUAGAAUGCCAGGCUCAGAACACCUGUUCUUCUCAGCAUGGCGUGUGUCAAUGUCACCUGACCCAGGAUGGUGGUUCUGGAGGGCUGUGGGAUGGUGGCUCCCUGGGGAGGAUCUGGUAAUAACGGGUCUUUUUUGGGGGACUGGGUUUUUCCAUACAGGGACUGAGCGACCCUUGACAGACUGAGCAAAGGCUUUCUAAGAGCCCAGAGGAGUUUUGUUUUUCAACAGUGAAUCGUUAAGCCAACAGCAUGGUGUCUUACAGGACCAUUCUUAUGCUCCCUGUCAAGUGAAUAAAUAAUAAAACACCCACCGGAAGUGCUGGCUUCAAGGUCGUAGACCG
Messenger RNA from Fukomys damarensis (Damara mole-rat), 1721 nucleotides. It is a transcript of the gene Larp6, whose product is annotated as La ribonucleoprotein 6, translational regulator. The coding region runs from base 298 to 1224 and encodes 308 amino acids. The transcript has 2 exons. The record is from RefSeq and is a predicted model, not a curated record. Lineage: Eukaryota; Metazoa; Chordata; Mammalia; Rodentia; Bathyergidae. Gene Ontology annotation, cellular component: nucleus. Gene Ontology annotation, molecular function: mRNA binding.